This is a messenger RNA of Drepanopeziza brunnea f. sp. 'multigermtubi' MB_m1, 921 nucleotides long. The record is from RefSeq and is a predicted model, not a curated record. NCBI's taxonomy places the organism in Eukaryota, Fungi, Ascomycota, Leotiomycetes, Helotiales, Drepanopezizaceae.
AUGCUGCCAGCAACAGCAAGCAGUGAGGCACCAGCUUCGAAAGAACAAAAGACCACCGGCAAUCCCGAUCUAGUCUGGUGGAAAGAGGGUUUGGUUUAUAUCUGCAUGACUCCCAUUCUCGUCUAUCUCACAUUCGUCGUCGAUCUGGACUUAUGCGGUCCCAUUUCAAGAAUUGGCCUUAUGUCACGGAUCGCAUGCAUCGGCUUUUUUGGACCAAUAGUUUUGCGGCUGCUCGUAGUCGGUAUCGGUUACAUAAGGCACGCACGGCUUGAAGAGCAGGAGAAAGUUGGAGACGAGGAGACGGGUGGAGAUGUCGAGGCAAAAGUCGAGGAAGGGGCGAUGAAGGAGGACACCUCCAGCGGACGUCGUGGAGAUGGAGUCAUAGUGGCCAUUCUUGGAAAGGCGACGGCUAUCUUGGGGUUGAUCGCGUUUUUGCUCAUGUGGUUGUAUUUGAUCCGUCUCUGUUUCAUCCUGGGCAAAGUCGUUGUUGGCAAGGCCACCAGCAACAUCAACGUCAAGAUGCAGUUCGCUAUCCUCGCCUCUGUCCUCGCUCUCACCACCACCACCUCCGCUCUCGCGGCAAGCGGCAUCUUCUCGAUAGCCGGCAGCGGCACCGGCUCCCAAAGCUCCUCCUCCGUAACGCUGCAAGUGCUGAACGGCCGCAUCGGCGACGCGCCCAAGUGCUCCGGCACGGUCCACCACGGAUCACCACUGCCCGCCCAAGACACAAUCCCCUGCGUCGAAGGCUACGCCCUGUCCUUCUCCUGGCCCAGCCUUGCCGAGAGCUUGACCGCGACCUACACCACCCCCCAGAACACGUUCACGUACAACGUGCCGAAUCAAGGGUGUAAUGGGAACGUUUGCGAAUUCGGCUUCACGGAUUACUUUCCCGAGAAGAAGGUGAAGGCUUUGAGAGUUUGA